Molecule: messenger RNA, 486 nt
Organism: Tarenaya hassleriana
Lineage: Eukaryota; Viridiplantae; Streptophyta; Magnoliopsida; Brassicales; Cleomaceae
Product: 60S ribosomal protein L29-1-like
Exons: 3
Coding region: 94-279 (61 amino acids)
Biological process (GO): cytoplasmic translation
Cellular component (GO): cytosolic large ribosomal subunit; ribosome
Molecular function (GO): structural constituent of ribosome
Source: RefSeq, a predicted model, not a curated record
GGUUUAUUUUCCUGGCGUCUCUGAAUCUGUGUUGCGGGAAGAAAACCUUAGCCAGAGUUCAGCCGAUCGAAGAAUCCCUCUCGUGUCUCAGAGAUGGCGAAGUCGAAGAACCACACUGCUCACAACCAGUCGCACAAGGCGCAUAAGAACGGAAUCAAGAAGCCUAGGAGGCACCGUCACACUUCGACCAAAGGAAUGGAUCCGAAGUUCCUGAGGAACCAGAGGUAUGCGAGGAAGCACAACAAGACGAGCGGCGAAAACGCUAGCGGAGAGGAGUAAGGCUAAAUUUGUGCCUUUUUUUCAUGAAAAUGGGACUCAUCAUUGUCGGUUUUCUAGAUUCAGGAAUUUGAUUAAGCUCCGCUUUUUGUUUAAUUAUGUCUAUGAAAGUUGUGGGUGUACUGUUUUGGACGCCGUAAUCUCGGAGAUUCUUGGUUAUCUUUCUCGUGUUUUUCUACAGUUAUAUGAUUUUUCUCGUUUGGUUGAUUA